Haemorhous mexicanus (house finch) is the source of this 2685-nucleotide messenger RNA. RefSeq lists its product as uncharacterized. Lineage: Eukaryota; Metazoa; Chordata; Aves; Passeriformes; Fringillidae. The transcript is spliced from 2 exons. The record is from RefSeq and is a predicted model, not a curated record. Bases 1168 to 2094 code for a protein of 308 amino acids.
GGCGGGGACACGCCCACUCCCUGCCCUUCAGCCAAUCCCAUCCGUCCCCCCAAUGGGUGGGGCAGGUGAGGUGAGAACAGGUGGGAACAGGUGGGGACAGGUGAGGGACAGGUGAGGUGAGGACAGGUGAAGUACACGUGAGGUACAGGUGAGAUAGAGAUGAGGACAGGUGAGAUACAGGUGAGAACAGGUGAGACAGAGGUGAGGACAGGUGAGGACAGGUGAGAUAGAGGUGAGGACAGGUGAGAUACAGGUGAGAUGAGGACAGGUGCAAACAGGUGAGGACAGGUGAAAUACAGGUGGGAACAGGUGAGGACAGGUGAGAUACAGGUGAAGUACAGGUGAGAUAGAGAUGAGGACAGGUGAGAUAGAGGUGAGAGGGUGAGAUACAGGUGAGACAGAGGUGAGGACAGGUGAGGACAUGUGAGAUGAGGACAGGUGAGGUGAGGACAGGUGAAAUGCAGAUGAGAACAGGUGGGGACAGGUGAGGCACAGGUGAGGUGAGGACAGGUGAAGUACAGGUGAGAUAGAGAUGAGAACAGGUGAGAUAGAGAUGAGAACAGGUGAGACAGAGGUGAGAACAGGUGAGAUACAGGUGAGAGGUGAGAGACAGGUGAGAUACAGGUGAGAGACAGGUGAGGACAGGUGAGGACAGGUGAGAUGAGGACAGGUGCAAACAGGUGAGGACAGGUGAAAUGCAGAUGAGAACAGGUGUGAACAGGGGAGGCACAGGUGAAUUGAGAACAGGUGAAGUACAGGUGAGAUGAGAACAGGUUCGAACAGGUGAGGUCAGAACAGGUGAGAUACAGGUGAGGUGUGGUACAGGUGAGAUGAGAACAGGUUAGAACAGGUGAGGUGUGGUACAGGUGAGAUGAGAACAGGUGAGGUGUGGUACAGGUGAGAGGCGCAGUACAGGUGUGAUGUGCCAGGUGUGAUUAGUACAGGUGUGCUGGGUCCAGGUGUGACAGACAGCACAGGUGCAGCGCCCACCCCAAUCCAUGCAACAGCAGCCACAGGUGCCACAGGUGUGUCACAGGUGUGCCACAGGUGUGCCACAGGUGUGCCACAGGUACCACAGGUGUGUCACAGGUGUGUCACAGGUGCCACAGGUGUGCCACAGGUGUGUCACAGGUGCCACAGGUGUGCCACAGGUGUGUCACAGGUGCAAUGACCCCCCCCAAUCCAUGCAACAGCUGUCACAGGUACCACAGGUGCAUCACAGGUGUAUUACAGGUGUGCCACAGGUGUGUCACAGAUGUCCCCCUAAGCCCAUGCAGCAGCCACAGGUGUGCCACAGGUGUACCACAGGUGUGUCACAGGUGCAAUAGCCCCCCCCAAUCCAUGCAACAGCCGCCACAGGUACCACAGGUGUGUCACAGGUGUGUCACAGGUACCACAGGUGUGCCACAGGUGUGUCACAGGUGCAAUGACCCCCCCCCAAUCCAUGCAACAGCUGUCACAGGUACCACAGGUGCAUCACAGGUGUAUUACAGGUGUGCCACAGGUGUGUCACAGAUGUCCCCCCAAGCCCAUGCAGCAGCCACAGGUGUGCCACAGGUGUACCACAGGUGUGUCACAGGUGCAAUAGCCCCCCCCAAUCCAUGCAACAGCCGCCACAGGUACCACAGGUGUGUCACAGGUGUGCCACAGGUGUGCCACAGGUGCAACAGUCCCCCCAAUCCAUGCAGGAGCCACCACAGGUGUGCCACAGGUGUGCCACCCCCCCUCCCAAAGCCAUGCAGCUGGUGCCAGGUGUGCCACAGGUGCGAUGGGUGCCCCCCACCCCAUGCAGAGUGCCAGGUGUGUAACAGGUGUGCCGCAGGUGCCACCCCCCCCCCAAGACCAUGCACACAGUGCCAGGUGUAUCACAGGUGUGCCACAGGUGAGCCACAGGUGAGCCACAGGUGUGUCACAGGUGCCACAGGUGAGACACAGGUGUGCCACAGGUGUGUCACAGGUGCAAUGGGUGUGUCACAGGUGUGCCACACAUUUGAUAGCCCCACAAUCCAUGCAGCAGGUGCCAGGUGUGUCACAGGUGUGUCACGGGUGUGUCACAGGUGUGACCACCCCAUCCAUGCAAUGCCCCAGGUGUGAUGGGUGUCACAGGUGUGAUGGGUGACUCAGGUGUGACAGGUGUCCAAGGUGUGAUGGAAGCCCCGCCCCCCAGGUGUAACAGAUGUCCCAGAAGCCCCUCACCUUCCCCAGGUGUGCUGGAAGCCCCGCCCCCCAGGUGUCCCAGGUGUGAAUGACACCCCAGGUGUGCUGGAAGCCCCGCCCCCCAGGUGUGAAUGACACCCCAGGUGUGCUGGAAGCCCCGCCCCCAGGUGUGAAUGACACCCCAGGUGUGAUGGAAGCCCCGCCCCCCAGGUGUGAAUGACACCCCAGGUGUGAUGGAAGCCCCGCCCCCCAGGUGUGACUGACACCCCAGGUGUGAUGGAAGCCCCGCCCCCCCAGGUGUGACUGACACCCCAGGUGUGCUGCAAGACCCUCCCCCUAGGUGAGCCAGAAGCCCCUCCCCUAGGUGUGAUGGACACCCCAGGUGUGAUGGAAGCCCCGCCCCCCAGGUGUGAAUGACACCCCAGGUAUGAUGGAAGCCCCGCCCCAACCAGGUGUGAUGGACACCCCAGGUGCCCCCUAAGCCCCGCCCCCCCACGUGUGAUGGACACCCCAGGUGUGAUGGAAGCC